Musca vetustissima is the source of this 1890-nucleotide messenger RNA. RefSeq lists its product as uncharacterized. NCBI's taxonomy places the organism in Eukaryota, Metazoa, Arthropoda, Insecta, Diptera, Muscidae. The record is from RefSeq and is a predicted model, not a curated record. The transcript has 4 exons. Bases 1 to 1890 code for a protein of 629 amino acids.
AUGCAGUUUAUCAGUACUCCUGUAGUCACUGAUAAGCCAACACCUGAUAAAACAACAAUAUUACAGCAUUUCUUCCUCAUUACAGCCCAUAACUGGUUACAUUCAUCACCCUAUGCACCGCUGCCACCCAAAGCAGUGGUAGGCGGUUACGACAGUGACGGCAGUCCCAUCUAUGUUGGUCGUUCAUUUCACGAAGGUGAUUGUCUGCCGACCAAAGUAAUACCUAGUAAAAAAUUAGCCUUUGUUUCAUGGGCUGGUGGCGAACAUCCGAAAUCCAGUUACGAAUUAUUACUCGGCGAUAGUUACACUUGGCAACCCUGUUCUGGUCCAAAUAUACCACCGAAUGCUAUUAGCACUGGUAGAACGAGUAGUGGAGAACCGUUGUAUGUGGGUCGUGGCCACUAUGCCAAUAGUCUGACUGUGGGCAAGAUUCAACCAUCCCAUGGUUGUUUGUACAUACCCUAUCAGGGAGCAGAAAUUAAGUUGGAAAAAUAUGAGGUGUUGGUGUAUGGCGGAGGUGGUGUGGCAAUUGGUGGUUCUGCUCCCGAGGAGGCACCCUUAAUCGACUUUGAAGAAUACAAAUGGGUCCAUUCGUCCGCCUAUUCCACCCUGCCACCCAAUGCUGUGGUAGGUGGCAAUGAUGUUGAUGGUGAUAUGAUUUAUGUGGGCAGAGCAUUCCACCAUGGCGAUAUGUUGGUGUUAAAGGUGAUUCCUGCCAAAAAAUUGGCCUUCGGUUCGUGGAGGGGAGAGGAGGUUCCCAAAGACCAUUUUGAAAUUUUGUCAGGCCGCAAUUUGGUGUGGCGUCACUGCUACAAUCACAUGAUUCCCGACAAUGCUGUGGUAUGUGGCACCACGUCACUGGAACAGCCAGUUUACAUUGGCAGAGGCCACUACGAAGGUAGUUUAACUGUGGGCCGAGUUUCCAAAGUCCACAAGGCAUUAUUCAUUCCCUUCAAGGGUGUUGAGAGACGUUUGGAAACCUAUGAGAUUUUGGUUGAGGAGAAAUCAUCUGCUGGUUGGAAGGUAGAAUUGGCUUCGACUGAUCCCUUGCCUUCAACGCCGCCUCCACCACCACCAAUGACGGCCGAAAAAGUGUGUCCAUAUCCAGAAAUUAAACCAGUUAUGCCUAUGCCCGCUCCGGUGGGCCCACCUCCACCAUACACAGCUGUGGCUACACCUAUGCCCAUGCCUACUCCAAUGCCAAUGCCCAUGCCUAGUUAUUUGCCACCAAAACCAGCUGCAACGUAUGUGCCACCCGGUGGAGCCUAUGCUUCAGCAACUGUGAUACCAGCAUCCACAUACAAUCCCUCGUGCUGUCCACCACCCCCUCCACCUGCUACAAUUGUUGUUACCGCCACAAAUUACCAACCAUCCAAACGUUUUGACAGAUGGAUACCAUCCUCGCCCGGUUACACUCCAGGCGAUGCAGUGCACGCUGGCCAUGAUUCCGACAUGUCAACCAUUUAUGUUUGUCGUGCCUUUCACAAUGGUGACUAUAUUCCUGGUAAAGCUGUACCGGGACGUUCUUCGGCCUAUGUUUCAUAUCAGGGUCAAGAGUUUCAUAAGAAUAAUUAUGAAAUUUUAGUGGGUCAACACUACAUUUGGGUUCCGGCGAUUAACGGCUAUGCUCCAGGUGCCGUUGAAGGCGGUCGCACCAAAUGUGGAGAAGUUCUCUAUGUUGGUCGUGCCCAUUAUCAUGGUUCGCUGACUUGUGGUAAAAUUCAUCGUUCACAUGGUUGCCUCUAUAUUCCCUAUGGCGGUCGGGAAGUUCGUAUCGAUGGUGGCUAUGAAAUACUUGUACAUCGUGAUGAAUAUUAUCGUUGUCAGGUUCACAAUUGGUUACAUUCAUCCCCCGAUACACCGAAGCAAUCCAAAGCUGUUGGUGGUUAA